AUGGAUCAGAGGUCAGUCGCCUUCAUGUUCAACCCCAAAAGUUCGAGCAAGGUAAAGAAUGAGAAGAUCACUAGAUGGCGAAUUUACCUAUCUUGCUUCAGUUACAACAUUGUCUAUCGUCCUGGCAAAGAAAAUGUUGCCGCGGAUGCGUUCUCACGCAUGUGCAGUUCGGUAUCUGCUACAGAUGAUCUGCAGACUCUUCACAAUAAUUUAUGUCAUCCAGGCGUUACAAGGAUGAUGCACUUUGUACGGAGCAGAAAUCUACCGUACUUUAUCAGUGACGUAAAGGCGAUGACUGCCACUUGCUCUACAUGUCUGGAACUUAAGCUGCGAUUCUUCAGAUCAGACUCUGGUACUCUCAUAAAAGCUACUCAGCCUUUUGAAAGGCUGAAUAUGGAUUUCAAGGGACCACUUCCUUCUAAGACAAGAAAUCGGUAUUUACUUACUAUAAUUGAUGAAUAUUCGAGGUUCCCAUUCACCUUCCCAUGCUCUGAUUUGUUGACAAACACUGUGAUAAAAUGUCUUUGCUCAUUAUUCUCCAUCUUUGGCAUGGCAGCCUAUAUUCAUUCCAAUCGUGGAGUGUUGUUCCUGUCGGGCGAACUGGAGCACUUUUUGGCACAGCGUGGAGUUGCCUCUAGUCGGACGACCGCCUACAACCCCCAGGUUAAUCGUCAAGUGGAGCGCUAUAAUGGCAUCAUCUGGAGAACAGUGACACUUGCGCUGAAAUCCAGAAAACUACCUACUACUCAUUGGGAAGAUGUCCUCGUGGAUGCUCUCCACUACAUUCGAUCGCUGCUGUCAACUGCCACUAAUACCACUCUGCACGAAUGGAUGUUUGGCUACCAACAGAGAUCGGCCAGUGGGAGGGCAAUACCUACCUGGUUAACGACUCAAAAGACUGUGUAUCUCAAGCUCCAAGUACGUUACAGUAAAUAUGAUCCGUUGGUGGACGAGGUGGAAUUACUUGAUGUUAAUCCGCAAUAUGCGAGCGUCAGAUUCCAGAGGGAGGGGAAACCACAGUGUCUCUGCGCCAUCUCGCAUCCAAAGGUGUUGAAUCAGGCAGAGAGACACUUCAAGACAAGGCCAGCAUUGAACGUGUUCCUAAACAAAGUUUAGAUGAAUGUUUCAAUGAACACCCGGUAGCUGAGAGGGACGAGCAGCUGGAAAUGGCGGAACACGAGGGAAAUCGGCAGCCAGAUGCAUCGCCAACUCAGCCUCCUCCCUGUCCUA
Messenger RNA from Homarus americanus (American lobster), 1230 nucleotides. RefSeq lists its product as uncharacterized. The record is from RefSeq and is a predicted model, not a curated record. Gene Ontology annotation, molecular function: nucleic acid binding. Gene Ontology annotation, biological process: DNA integration. NCBI's taxonomy places the organism in Eukaryota, Metazoa, Arthropoda, Malacostraca, Decapoda, Nephropidae.